Dromiciops gliroides (monito del monte) is the source of this 6481-nucleotide messenger RNA. RefSeq names its product MTSS I-BAR domain containing 2 (gene MTSS2). Gene Ontology annotation, biological process: plasma membrane organization; cell projection assembly. Gene Ontology annotation, molecular function: phospholipid binding; actin binding. Gene Ontology annotation, cellular component: actin cytoskeleton; cytoplasmic side of plasma membrane. Lineage: Eukaryota; Metazoa; Chordata; Mammalia; Microbiotheria; Microbiotheriidae. The transcript is spliced from 15 exons. The record is from RefSeq and is a predicted model, not a curated record. The coding region runs from base 234 to 2408 and encodes 724 amino acids.
CGGGGGCGCCGGACCGGCCGCCCGCGGGGCCCGCCGCGCCCAGGCUCGCAGGAGCAGCCCCGGGGGCUGGCACGGCUUUUUGUCCCUCCUCCCCUCGCGGUUCGCAGAGCCCCGGGAGCCGCCCGCCCGGCCCGCUUGGCCAGCCCCAGACCCUGCGCCCCGGCCGGCAUGGAGACGGGUGGAGAAAGAGUGCGGGGCCCUGGGCGGCCCUCUUCCAGGCCAUCGUCAAUGACAUGAAGAGCUCCUAUCCCAUCUGGGAAGACUUCAAUUCGAAGGCCACUAAGCUGCACUCUCAGCUCAGGACCACAGUCCUCGCUGCAGUUGCUUUCCUGGAUGCCUUCCAGAAAGUGGCUGAUAUGGCCACCAACACCCGAGGGGCCACAAGAGACAUUGGCUCAGCCCUCACCCGGAUGUGCAUGCGUCACCGAAGCAUUGAGACCAAGCUUCGGCAGUUUACCAAUGCCCUGUUGGAAAGCCUCAUCAACCCCCUGCAAGAGAGGAUUGAGGACUGGAAAAAAACCGCCAACCAGCUAGACAAGGACCACGCAAAAGAAUACAAACGAGCUCGCCAUGAGAUCAAGAAGAAAUCAUCAGAUACACUCAAGCUACAGAAGAAAGCCCGAAAAGAGCUACUUGGGAAAGGGGACCUGCAACCCCAGCUGGACAACGCCCUUCAGGAUGUGAAUGACAUGUACCUGCUCUUGGAGGAGACAGAGAAACAAGCCGUGCGCCGGGCCCUGAUUGAGGAGAGGGGUCGAUUCUGCACCUUCAUUACCUUCCUACAACCUGUGGUGAAUGGAGAGAUCACCAUGUUGGGGGAGAUCACCCACCUGCAAGGCAUCAUUGAUGACCUGGUGGUGCUAACAGCCGAGCCCCAUAAGCUGCCCCCAGCCAGCGAGCAGGUGAUCAAGGAUCUGAAGGGCUCCGACUACAGCUGGUCAUAUCAGACUCCUCCAUCUUCCCCCAGCAGCUCGGGCUCUCGGAAGUCCAGCAUGUGCAGCAGUGGUAACAGUACAAAGGGUGGCGCCCCAUGGCCUGGCGGCUCCCAAACAUACUCACCCAGUUCCACCUAUCGCUACCGCAGCCUGGCGCAGCCAGUUAACACCAGUACCCGCCUCUCCAGCGUCUCGUCCCAUGACUCUGGCUUCAUCUCCCAGGAUGCCAUGUACUCCAAACCGCCAUCACCAAUGCCCUCGGACAUCACCAGCCAGAAGUCUUCCAGCUCGGCAUCCUCUGAGGCUUCGGAAACCUGCCAAUCAGUUAGCGAGUGCAGCUCCCCCACCUCGGACUGGUCCAAGGCCGGCCCAUAUGACCAGCCAGUGGCAACCACUCUACAGCGGAGGAAGGACCGAGUAGAGCAUCUGAGGGAAGCGGAAGUGGGCCCAGGAAGCGGGGGCUAUCCCAGCACUGGCGGGGAAGAGACACCUCGACCCAGGAUGUCCCCUGCAACUAUUGCAGCUAAGCAUGGCGAGGAGGUCUCUCCAGCUGCCAGUGACCUGGCCAUGGUGCUGACCCGUGGCCUGAGCCUUGAGCACCAGAAGAGCAGCCGGGACUCCCUGCAAUAUUCAAGUGGCUACAGCACACAAACCACCACCCCAUCCUGCUCAGAGGACACCAUCCCCUCUCAAGGUUCAGAUUAUGACUGCUACUCUGUGAACGGGGACGUGGAAGGCGAGGGGCAGAGUGAGUUCGACAAGUCUUCCACCAUCCCCCGAAACAGCAACAUUGCCCAGAAUUACCGCCGGAUGAUCCAGACCAAGCGACCAGCUUCCACGGCUGGAUUGCCAACAGGCAUGGCGUUGCCUUCAGGUGCCCCACCUGGCGUAGCCACCAUCCGACGCACCCCCUCCACCAAGCCUUCGGUGCGCCGCACUCUCUCGAAUGCCGGCCCCAUUCCCAUCCGCCCACCUAUCGUCCCAGUUAAGACCCCAACGGUGCCCGAUUCACCUGGCUACACAGGCCCCACCCGGGUGGGCAGUGAGGAGUGUGUCUUCUAUGCCGAUGAUGCUUCCUCUCCCCAUGCACCUGAUUUUGCUAAGGCCUCCCCAAAACGGCUGAGUCUCCCCAACACUGCAUGGGGCAGCACCUCGCUGGAGGUGGCCAACUACCCAGGAGCAGGACAGUCUCUCUCAGCUGAGGAAGCUGAGGAGGAGCAGCAGCAGCUGGCAGCCAAUCGCCAUAGCCUGGUAGAGAAGAUUGGGGAGCUGGUGGCAGGUGCCCAUGCCCUGGGAGAGGGGCAGUUUCCCUUUCCCACCACCUUAUCCAGCACCUCAGGGGAAGAGACGCCUAUCCCACCCCCCGCCGCUUCGAGUGACCCUCCGGCCGAAGACAUGCUGGUGGCCAUCCGUCGUGGGGUACGGCUUCGAAGGACCAUCACCAAUGACAGAUCUGCUCCCCGCAUCUUGUGAUGUCGCUGCCACCUCCCCUGCCUCCCAAGUGAGGGAGCCUUCAGGGUCCAGACAGAGCAGCUGGGGCCACAUGAGAGAGGAGUUAGGAGAGAAAAACAAUUGGGAGCCACGUUAAAUAAAAAAGAAAAACGAGAAAGGAGAGAAAAAGAAAAGUUAAAAAAAAAGUACAAGGCAAAGCCACUUUAUGGAUAGAGACACAGAUUUUAGAUUUAAAAAUUUAAACGAGAAAAAAAACAAAAACUUCUUUAACAAACCUUGGAAACAAUGGAAAGCCAUUAGGUCUUGAACUCUUCUGGAGUCUCUUUUAUACUUCGUCUCCUCCCUCUGUUCCCUUCUCUUCUCCUCAUCUCCUUGCCAGCCCUUGCCUUUUGCACAUCUUGCCCCUCCCUAGUGAGUGGUGGGGAAAGGUGUCCCUGGCCAGCCACGAGUCAGGGAAGAUGCCCAGCCCAGGCCUGGGCUCAGUAGCUCCACAGCUCACCCAACACACACACACACACACACACACACACACACACACACACACACACACACACCCUCCUACAAAAGAAGGAAAUGACUCAGUGGUCUUUCUCGAACUCUGUUCUGUUCGUCAUCUCGUCCUCCAGCUGGGGCACUGGGACCUCGCUUGAGACGCUGCUUGGUUCCUCUCAAUCUUGUUCUUGCCACUCUCCUUUGUUCUUUCCUUCCUUCUCAAUGUCUCUGCUCUCUGAAUUAGCCGUGAUGGUAGGAAAGGGAGAAUUUGAGGCCAGUAGUGCUUCAGAGAGUCACGGGGUCUGCCAGCCGAGGUCUUUUUACUUCAUUUGAGGGAGAAGUAAGGCUGGGCAAGGCCCAUCAGGAGGCUGCAGGGCCUCACUUAGGAGUCGCCGGGAGUCAACCCUGACCUUGGCCUUGGUGAUAGUUGAGGCCUCUGUAGCAAUAGGCAGUAUGGUCUCAGGAGCAGAAACCCCUGGCACCAGGGCUGUCAGAGAUGUGAGUCCUUAGUGUUGUAGGGUCUGUUCUAGUCCACACCUUCCUGCCGCUCAUGGGAUGUAUUGGUGGGCACAGGUAGUAAAUUCUGGUGGGGAAGGUGGGAGACUUGUAGGAGCUGAGGAAAACACUGGGAAAGGAAGAGCGUUGUCCAGAGUGCUGUGUGGAGAGACUUGGCCCGUGGAGUGAUUGGGCUUGGCAGCGGCUCCAAGGGUCUGACUUGAGCACCUUGUGACAGUAACUCUGGUGGCACUUUUUGGGUCAGUUUCAGCUAUCCUGUCACCCCAACCCAAGACUUGGGGCCAGGGGCUAGAGCUGUACAGGGGGCAUGUGUGUAGGGAGGGGGUGGGGAUUAUUUUGUUAAUAUAAUAAUAAAGUGAAGGCGACAAUACCUGGGUGAAGAUUGUGUGUGUGUGUGUGUGUGUGUGUGUGUGUGUGUGUGUGUGUGUAUGGGAGGCAUGGCUGUGUGAGUGUGUGUUGGUGAGUGUGUGUGUGUGUGUGCGUGUGUGUGUGUGCUGUGCACACGCAGGUGACAGAAGCAGCUGAAUUGUAGCCGUAUGGGUCUUUGACAGGAAAAGGGAAGUUGUAUUUGUUGUUAGAAAGCCAUGGAGUGGCUGAUAUUCUCUCUCCAGUGUCUGGAGUUUGGCCCAAAUGGUCGGAUGGGCCUGGGGGUUUAAGCUAUAGACCCCCGUGUGGCCCAUGGCAGGGUUAGGGCACUGAGGGAGGCAGGAGACAAGGGGGGGCGAUUAUUAAAAAUUGGCUUUGACCCUCUGGCAACAGAGGAGAUGCCAUCCGUGAAGACCCCCGUCCCAUCCACCGGCUCUAGCCUUCCAAGCCUGUGCCAGGAAGGGGGUGUCCUUGUCUGCCCCCAUACAGUGCCAAAAGGUAUGCCCUAUUCUAGGGCAGGGGUAGGGGCUCGGGCCGUGGAGAGAGUGGCUGACUACAAAAGCUUCAUUCUCUCGUCCCUCCCUCUGUUCCACCACUCCACAGUCUAAACAGGGUAAAAAGCACGUGAGAUUAAGGCAAGAGGAGUGGUUCUUGUGCCUGAGAGGCAAGUGUCAAAGGGGACAAAAAGGACUUGGGCUCCAGACCCAUCGUCACCGCCACCACCAUCUCCUGGAGACGGUGUGAUCAGGGGGCUUGGGAAAGCUGGGUUUUUCCUGCAGUGUCCUUUGCCUUAGGAACCCAAAGACAUCUUCCUUGUGCCAUAAGAUAAAGGGGUCUCUGGAUUCAUGGCAGGAAAACCACUUUCACCUGAAUUCCCUCCCCUUUUCCAUUAGGCACGUCAAAUGACAUUAUCUAUGUUGGGGGCACAUUUUCUCAGGCUUCACGGUCUCAAGAGCCACCCGAAGCAUUUCUGAGCUAGAAAGUGUGAGGGUAGAGAGGGAGCCUGCACCAGGCUGAGGCCCAUGGAUGGCUCAGCUUAUGGGAGGGCUCUGAGGCCAGAGGUUGAGCGGUGGUGGGCGCCGAGUGGCAUGUACUGAAGAUGGCAAGGGGACAGAGAGCAAAGGCUGCUCCUUGGGGCAGAGUAGCCAGUUCAGAAAGCGUUGGGCAGGAGUGUGUUGCGAUGGGCCUGGCAUUUUCACAUGUAAGCUGAUGGUUUGCGGUGGUGUGGGGGUGUGGGACGUGCUGAGGGUUUGCAGCCAGUGAGUGUGGUUGGGGUGGGAAGGGGUGGGGUAGUGUGUGUGCUGGGGGAGGGAGGGUGUAGAGGAGCAGUUUUUGGUGUAAAAUGAUGGGAAGUAUAAGGAGUCCCUCUCCCUCUGUGCCUCCCCUUUUCCCCCUUGCUCCCUUAUAUGCCAGGAAAGUCAUUUGACUGCUCUUCAGGGACUUCAGGGGGGUCUGUUCAGUCAGGGGAUCUUUGCUAUAGCCUGUGUAAAGGUCCCAGCCCCAGCUCCCAACUAUGGGUCUAAAUGUGCUGGACAAGGGAUACUCUGACCCACUGCCAGUGAGGACAUGUGAGAGCUUUCCACUCUCACCCAUUCUCCCUCUUAACCAAUAGGGUUAGGGGUGGCUCACUCCAUGGCUGUGGGGCAGAAUUUUCCCCCUGUGCAAAUUUUACUGAACAAUAGGGGAUUCCAGCUCUGACCUUGGCCUUGCGUUACUUUACUACCUUGGAUUCCCUCUUUUGGGUGUUCCAUGCAAGCAGAGAAAAGAUAUACCCGUGGCCAUCCCAUUGCUUUUCACCAAAACGUCCAGGGAUGCUCUCGUCCCUUGGUUAGAGACAAUGGGAGCCUCCUGUAAGGCUUCGGGUAAGGGCUCUGCUGGGAGGGCUGGCAAGAUACUAGACAGAAUGAAUGCUCUUUCCUCAUCUGCUUCUCCUAAUCUUGCUCUUUGGCCUCUCCCAGGCAGGGAUAAGAAAGGCUCUUUCUUCCAGAAGGAAGAGAAAAGGCCCCCGUCACCCUCUGCAUGCCUUGCUUUCCUGAAGUGAUAAGGGAGGACAAGAUGGAGGAGAAGACCAUGGGAGGGAAAAAUGAGGAGCAGGAGGGAAUCAGGAAAGUCCCAAGGCCUUUGAGGAUGCCCCCAAAUCCUCUUCCCUAGGCCGAGCCCAUCAUCUCCCCACUGCCCCUGGAAGCACCCCUGGUGUUGUAUAUAGAGCUCCAAUUCUGCCCUUGUUUGUGGGCCCUAGCCCAGCCCUGUCCCGUCAUUAGUAAUUAGUAAUAACCACGUAGGCCCCGGCCCGCCAGCCCUCUCUGACCGGAGCCAACAAUACCGCCACAUAGACAAUUUUUUUGUGUGUGUAGUUUGGGGAUUUGUUUGGUUUUAUUUUUCAUUUUGUAUAGAAAAAAAUCCCUUUCAAAAGUGUCUUUCGACUGACGUAACUUUUCUGGUGCUGUUGUUAACCUGUUUCUUUUUUUAAUUUAUUUCCCCUUUUGUCCCAUUCUCUUGUCUUCCCUUUGGCUCCCCUUUCCUCACCUGCUCCCCGACCCCUCCACCCAGCCAUCGUUUCCUUUCUUUUCGUUGGUUUGUUUGUUGGACUUUGGAUAAAUUAUCCUCCUCCCCUCCUGCCCCGCCAUGAUCCAGCCCUUGAGUUGAAUAGUCACUGCUACAAGUAACAAACGCACUGUGAACACUCCAGUAUUAAUAAAAGCUGUACUGUAAUUAACGAA